Messenger RNA from Perca fluviatilis (European perch), 1076 nucleotides. RefSeq names its product gamma-gliadin-like. The transcript has 7 exons. The coding region runs from base 50 to 988 and encodes 312 amino acids. The record is from RefSeq and is a predicted model, not a curated record. Lineage: Eukaryota; Metazoa; Chordata; Actinopteri; Perciformes; Percidae.
CUCCCUCCAAACGUUCAUUGACCUUGUGGGAACCAUUGUGUUUUUGGAAAUGAUUAUCUUAAUACUAUUAUCAUGUUUUACCAUAGUGUCUGCAGUACCAGUCCGUCCGGAUGUUCUUCGUCCCCUGCUUUCACAAGGAGGAGCCACUCAAGCUCAAAGAGUUGUUGAAGCCACAAACCAGCAACCUGAUACUCAGACACCGGCCCCACUUUGCCCUAAUGUGGAGCAACCACAGUCUGGGGUCCAGCAGCAGCCAGGGCCCCAGGCUGGCCCACAGUUUCUGCCACCCACACAACACCACACCUGGCUUCCACUAGGGGGCAGUCCAAUGAUCAUCCCUCAGCAGCCGAAUGUCUACGGAUCUCAGCCUUCUAACCAGCCGACACUCCCACAGCAGCCUCUGAUUUUCCCGCCUUAUACAUACUUUCCUGUUUUCUCAUCUCCCCAUAGGAAUCAACUGUUCCCCCAAUAUGGAUUCCCGAUGAUUCUUGAAUCACCUUUUCCACAAACUCCAGAAAAUCAACCUCCAAACAGUCCGCUGUUACCUGCAGAAACACCUUCUGGAGCUGCUAUAGGAGAUGCAGCUCAGACAGGGCAGCAGCAACAACAGAAUCCUCAAAUUGUAUAUAUGCUCCAGCAACCCAAGAGCUCUCUGCUUGGCAGUCUAAGCUCUGAGGAAUUUCAGAUGGCAGCUAAAUUGGGCCAGCUAGAUGUUUACCUGAACACUGUGCUCACAAACCCACCUGCAGGAGCCGUUCAGCACAUGAUCAGGGCCGCGGGGCUCGCAAACCCUGAGCAGAAAGGCAUCGUCCCAACUGUUGGGACCUCUUUACGUGGAGUCGUGCAGACACAAGGACCGGCCAGCUCUGGACCACAGCCAAACACUAAUGGCCUCCCUGCAGGUUUGAAGAGACCAGCGCAAGAGGCAGCCACUGUCCAAACAUCUGUUCAACCCAAACUGCAACCCACUCAAGGAAACCUAGUCUGAGACUGCAGCCACCGGCAGAGAUAACUUGAAAAAAAUGUUUUUCUUUUUAAUAGUUAGAAUAAUAAAGAGCGAACAUGAAUUAUUUCAA